AGUUGCCAACGUAAUUAUCUUCUCAAGGGUUAAAGUUCAAAAAAACAAUAUUUUGUGUUUCUGUGCGGUUUUUAACACUACCCGGACUCAUUUUAACAUGUCUUUACGCAAGGAAGUGAUUCAGCUUUACAAAACAUUGCUGCACCUGGGGAAAGAUUAUCCGUCUGGUUAUGAGUUUUUUCGAACGCGCUUACAUAAAGCAUUCAUGAAAAAUAAAGAUGAGAAAGAUCCAGAAAAAAUAAAGAAAAUGAUUGCCCAUGGGCAGUAUAUAGUGAAAGAGUUGGAAACGUUGUACAUGCUGAAGAAGUACAGAACUUUAAAGAGGAGAUAUGAUCUGUGAUUGAUGAAACACACACACAAAGUGGUCAACAGGACGAGUGAUAUGAUUUAUUUAUUUUUUGUCUACUUAACAAGAGCAAGGUUGCCACAUUUUAUUUAAUUUCACAAUAUAAUAAUAUUAUCAUACUUAUUGUUCUUUAAUAACAUUGAAAAAUUAACUAUACAAUGUAAUAAUAAUGAUAAUAAAGUGCUAUUUUGCUAUGACUAGAUAAGGAAA
Tribolium castaneum (red flour beetle) is the source of this 556-nucleotide messenger RNA. RefSeq names its product orsai (gene osi). Gene Ontology annotation, biological process: respiratory electron transport chain. The record is from RefSeq and is a predicted model, not a curated record. The transcript has 2 exons. The coding region runs from base 98 to 340 and encodes 80 amino acids. NCBI's taxonomy places the organism in Eukaryota, Metazoa, Arthropoda, Insecta, Coleoptera, Tenebrionidae. Gene Ontology annotation, cellular component: mitochondrion.